AUGGCUCUAGUGAGGAAUAGAAGCAGGAUAGCAGUGUUAUUAACCGCCAUCUUCCUGCUGAGUCUGUCCUGGCAUAAAAGCUUGUUUCAGGAAUCCCUUAGAUACUUGAUCGGAAACUGUGUUGGUUCUGUGAGGGAAAUUAAAGUCAACAUCCAGAAGAACGAAACAACGCUUCAGUCUCUGAGAAAAUAUGAUCUUCAGUCUGAAAUAAAUAAAAUCUUUGAAAAAAUCCAAAAACAUAUUCCAAAUGUUACGUUCACCUAUUUCAACAGAAGUACAAGUGUGAACAACAGUAAGGUGUCCAUAGUCAAUGAAAGGGAACAGUACUGUGUUGGAGAAGACCUUGUGGUACAGGUCGACAUGUACGAUCACCUGGGUAACAGGAAGACCCAUGGAGGAGACUUCAUAAGAUCACGACUCUUUUCUAAAAAGCUUGGGGCUGCUGUGUCUGGCAGGGUGGAAGACUUUCUCAAUGGCUCCUACCAUAUCCACUUUCCAUUACAAUGGGCUGAUGAUAAAACCAAGGUCUCUAUUCGACUGUGGCAUCCUAGUGAAGGAAUUGCAGCCCUCUGGAGAUCACGGCAUGCCAGUCAAGGAGUUCUUGGUUACCAAGGAAAAUAUGUAUACCUGGACAAGGAAGCUAUCUCUACUUGUGGCUUUCUGCUCAACACAACUGAAGAGGUUUGCGAGUACAAAGAUGAGCUCUACGAAGAGGCCUUCUACUGUAUUAGACCCAAGAACCUUCCUUGUGAAUGUUUAAAUAAUAUGAGAGCUGUGAAUAUUGAGGUGUCCUACCUUACACCAGAGGAGAGAAAACUGUUUCAACGGUCUAAUGUCGGUGUGGAAAUGGCCCAAAGUUUGAAUCCUGUGGUGGUCACUCCUUGUAAAAACCAUUCAGCCACUUCCAAUGUAAAAUGUCAGCCGGGGAUGAGCUCUCCCUAUCCCAGCGGAUACUUCUACAAUUACACCUGGCGCCCCGUUUACUGUGACAUGACCGUCUAUAAGUCGGGGGACGACUUCAUUAAUUGUCUGCAGGGGAAGAACCUCUUCCUCAUCGGAGAUUCCACGUUACGUCAGUACAUGACGCACUUCACCGAGGGGAUCAAGAUAGUAAAAUAUUUCAGUUAUGAGGGUGGAUGGAGUUCAUGGGAGAAGACACUCGAGGCUUUCAACAUGGAUAAUGACAUUUAUGUUUCCUACAAAAGGCACGGCUUCCCCCUGGAGAGCUUCUCGUUCUUCUACUCCAAGGAGGACAUGUACACAAGUCGUCAGAUUGACCAACGUGGUGGGGGGAAGGACACCAUCAUUGUAAUUACCAUGGGACAACACUUCAGACAGUUUCCAUUAAAACUGUACAUUAGACGAGCGAUCAACAUCCGUAGAGCCGUGGAGCGAUUGCUUCUAAGGAGUCCAGAUACCAAGGUCAUCAUCAAGACGGAGAACACCAGAGAAGGCAAAUUUCCGACUCCUCAAGAAAAACUUGGUGACUUCCAUGGUUAUUGCCAGUAUCUGGUGCUUAGGGAGGUCUUCCAAGGGAUCAACGUGGGAUUCGUGGAUGCUUGGGACAUGACGGUAGCCUCCUCCAUGGAGUGUGUUCACCCUCUGGGAUACACAUUUUACAAUAUAAUGAGCAUGACGUUCACCUUUGCUUGUAAUAAUCUGAUAUGA
Bufo gargarizans (Asiatic toad) is the source of this 1668-nucleotide messenger RNA. Its product is annotated as NXPE family member 4-like. The transcript has 5 exons. The record is from RefSeq and is a predicted model, not a curated record. Bases 1 to 1668 code for a protein of 555 amino acids. Lineage: Eukaryota; Metazoa; Chordata; Amphibia; Anura; Bufonidae.